Carassius gibelio (silver crucian carp) is the source of this 2624-nucleotide messenger RNA. Its product is annotated as proto-oncogene c-Rel-like. NCBI's taxonomy places the organism in Eukaryota, Metazoa, Chordata, Actinopteri, Cypriniformes, Cyprinidae. Gene Ontology annotation, molecular function: RNA polymerase II cis-regulatory region sequence-specific DNA binding; DNA-binding transcription factor activity, RNA polymerase II-specific. The transcript is spliced from 10 exons. The record is from RefSeq and is a predicted model, not a curated record. Gene Ontology annotation, cellular component: cytoplasm. Bases 115 to 1920 code for a protein of 601 amino acids. Gene Ontology annotation, biological process: regulation of transcription by RNA polymerase II; inflammatory response; canonical NF-kappaB signal transduction.
GGGAAUUCCCAGUCAGUAGGCCUAGUCUUCUGUGUCGAAGUGUUACUUCACUGUAUAUCUGUUCAGCACUUUAGAGCUCAGACGUAAAACCUAAGACAAGGGUGCUCGCAUAACAUGGAUGUGCAUUCCCUCUCAAUGCACAGGGACCCCAAUCUAAUGGGAGAUCCAUGUGCUCAAAUCUUUGAGCAGCCAAAACAGAGAGGCAUGCGCUUCAGGUAUAAAUGUGAGGGUCGUUCAGCAGGCAGCAUACCUGGAGAAAGAAGCUCAGACAAUAACAGAACCUACCCAAGCAUUCAGAUUCUAAAUGUUACAAGGAAAGGAAAAGUCCGUGUUACCCUGGUGACCAAAAGCGAGCCAUAUAAACCACAUCCUCAUGAUCUGGUGGGAAAGGACUGCAAGGAUGGUUAUUAUGAGGCAGAGUUUGGACCUGAACGAAGAGUCAUCGCUUUUCAGAAUCUGGGUAUCCAGUGUGUGCGGAGACGAGAAGUGAGAGAUGCCAUAAUGCAGAGGAUUGCACGAAGAAUCAACCCCUUUAAUGUUCUCCGGGAACAGCUGUUACAGACUGAGGAGUAUGAUCUGAAUGUGGUGCGUCUUUGCUUCCAAGUUUUCCUGCAAGAUGAGACCGGGAUGUACAACACCACCCUGCCUCCCAUCGUCUCCAACCCCAUCUAUGACAACAGGGCCCCGAAUACAGCCGAACUGCGAAUCUGCCGGGUGAACAAGAACAGUGGCAGUGUAAAGGGAGGUGAUGAGAUUUUCCUCCUCUGCGAUAAAGUGCAGAAAGAUGACAUUGAGGUGAGGUUCUUCACUCAGACCUGGGAGGCCAAAGGCUCCUUCUCUCAGGCAGACGUACACCGGCAAGUGGCCAUAGUGUUCAAGACACCCGCCUACUAUGACACCGCCAUCACAGCCCCUGUCACAGUGCGCAUGCAGCUGCGCCGGCCCACAGACCAGGAGGUCAGUGAGCCCAUGGAGUUCCGCUAUCUCCCCGAUGACAAAGAUCCAUAUCGCUGUCAAGAGAAGAAACGUAAAAUUGAAAGCCAGAUGAAAUCCUUCUCUAGCUUCUCCCAAGGAUCCAUGAGCUUCAUGAACAGACAAAAAGCAGUGCCUUCACCAAGCAUGAUAAAUCAGAGAAUCAAACUCGAGCAACAAAAUUAUUAUAGUCCAUCCAGUCAUGGGGUGAUGCGCCAAAAUCUAACAGGCUAUUAUAACAAAACCCCUCCAUCCUGCUCCAUGAUGCCACCCCUAACAGAACCCCUACCGUCAGGGACACUCAGUCAAGCAUGGACCACUCCAAUCGCCAGCACCGCCAGAGCCAGUAAUGGAGUGGGCCUACAGCAGGUGAACCCAAGUCCCAGUAUGCCCACCACAGGGGAAAGUGGAAACAGCCUUCCUGUGCUGACCGCUAUGGAUCUAGAGAUUCUUCAACCUGAUGGCCAAAAUAGCAGCCAGCCUCGACAGGACCAACUGAACCAGCAGGUCCAGCAAACGCAACAGCCACCUCAAAGACAAGGCGUAGAAGUAGCUCAUAAUUGGUAUAACUAUGGCCACCAACAGCCUCAAAGCACACAGAAUGGGGCAACAGGCACCGGUGGGUCAAUGGGAACUGGCAACAUGUAUGCAGUUAACAUAGAUGAUGAUUUGUUUCACCUGAUGGGUAAUCAUCAGCCAGGCCAACCACUAAAGCAGGAAACUCAAGGGCCGAGCAAUAUGGCUGUGUUGGGGCCCAGCUCGGACUGUGGGCAAUCCUUCACCGCGCUCCUGAACUCCACCACCACCAAUGGAAGUACCGCAGAGACCAUGAGACAAAUGGAAGCUGGUGGGCCCAAUCAGAGGGUCCCGCAGAUUCCGUACCCUGCCAGCAGCAUGGGGCAGGAGAGCCAUCUCGAUUCUUUUGUCUGGUCAUUCUUCCCCGAAUAGAGUGGAAUUCCAGAAGUGUUCAAGAUGUUCAUGAUUUUCUUCUUUAAAUAUAGGCUAUGAUUCAUGUUCACUUAAUGUAUUUCCUGAAAAUCAGGAGGGUUUGUUGUCUUGGAAAUACUGUAGGAUGCUGCAACCAAUUAGGUAAAGCAUUGAGAUUUUAUGAAACGUUUAUGUACAUAACAGUCUGAUAGUCAUAUUGGAGUAGUUUGGGGCUGUUUGUCCACAAAUGCUCAAUUAUGGCAGGGUAAUUGUGUUCCUUAACAUGGGAACUAGCAGGGAAUUGUCCCUGGGUAAUGGCUAUGUCAUUUUACACAUGCUUCUUAUCCAAGGUUCUCAAACAUACUGUUCAUAAAAGGGUUUUUAUCGGUAACUCAAGCGAUAUUAGGGCUUUCGAAAACUACGACCAAUGUCUCAUUCUAUUGUUACUUUAUUCAGCAUACACAUACGAAUUGUGGAGUUUGCUUAGACAUUGCAUUUUUGAGUGAGUUUUUGUAUUUUGAUCAAAUUAAAGUUUAUACUACUGAACAUGGAUUUUAUCGUUUCAUGUAUGUAAUGUUUGCUACAUUCUGAGCUGGGUUGUUGCUACAUUACUGAUAUGUGAAGAUGGCAAAUGUUUGUUUUCAUUCAUACUGGUUAUUUGAACGCAUUGUCUGUUUCUGUUUCACAUUCCAAAGUUCAGGUAAAUAAAAGUUGAAGCUCUCUAA